GUCGAUCACACAGAGGGAAGCCCUGGGGGAAGCCAGAGGGGCCCUGGGCGAGAGGGAGCCGAGGACUCAGUGGGACUCCACAGAGAGAGGGCCACGGGCGAGGGGAGGCCCGGCAGGGCCAUUGGUGCGUAUGCAGACACACGGACACAGAGACAGGCCCUUUCAGACGGGCUCCUAGGCCUGGGUCUGCUCAGAGGUGCAGGGGGGCUGGGGGGGGCGGGGCACUUUUCAGGGCACCCAGACCAGGGGCACUUGCCUGAGGGCCCGCUGACACCAAGCAGCCCGAGAUGGAGCUCAGGGACCCUGAGAACCACGAGGCUGGGGACUCGGAGGAGGACACAGCCACAGCCCUCCGACGCCUUGUGGAGCUGACAGCCAGCAGGGUGACCCCAGUGAGGAAUCUGCGUGUCCAGUAUCGCCUCCUCCGAAAGCUGGGCUCCGGCUCCUAUGGCCGCGUGCUCCUUGCCCGGCCUCGCCAAGGGGGUCCUGUUGUGGCUCUGAAGCUUUUACCUCGGGACUCUGUCCUGAGGACCACCUUCCUGAGAGAGUUCUGUGUGGGCCGCUGUGUCUCAUCACAUCCAGGCCUGCUCCAGACCCUGCCGGGACCCCUGGAGACCCCCCGACACUUCGCCUUCGCCCAGGAGUAUGCCCCCUGUGGGGAUCUCAGCGAGAUGCUGCAGGAACGGGGCCUCCCAGAGCUGCUGGUGAAGCGGGUGGUGGCCCAGCUGGCUGGAGCCCUGGACUUCCUCCACAGCCGGGGGCUGGUGCACGCAGACGUCAAGCCAGACAACGUGCUGGUCUUUGACCCUGUCUGCAGCCGGGUGGCCCUGGGCGACCUAGGGCUGACCCGGCCGGAGGGCAGUCCAACCCCUGCCCCCCCGGGGCCCCUGCCCUCCGCCCCGCCCGAGCUCUGCCUCCUGCUGCCCCCCGACACGCUGCCCCUGCGGCCGGCAGUGGACUCCUGGGGCCUGGGGGUGCUGCUCUUCUGCGCGGCCACUGCCUGUUUUCCUUGGGAGGUGGCACUGGCUCCUGACCCCGAGUUCGAGGCCUUUGCUGGCUGGGUGACCACCAGGCCCCAGCCACCUCGACCACCGCCCCCUUGGGACCGGUUUGGGCCCCCCGCCCUGGCACUGCUCCAGGGGCUUCUGGACCUGGAUCCCGAGACGAGGAGCCCCCCACUGGCUGUUCUGGACUUCCUGGGGGAUGACUGGGGGUUAAAGGGAAACAAAGAGAGACCCGGGGGCUUGGGGAGUACGUGCAGUGAGGACGGGGCGGUGGAGGAAGAGGCGGGGGCCAGCCUGGAGGAGUGGUCAGAGGAGGAGGAGAAGGAUGACGUAGGUGGCGGGAGGAUGGGGACAGGUGGGGAGAGCCCUCGCCAGGUGAUGGGGACAGGUGGCUGGAGCCCCGGCCAAGGGCCCCUCCCCCAGCCCCAUGGCCACCUGGAUGCAGAGACAGCUGCUCCCAGGAGGACAGAGCCCGGACAUAUUGCAUCUUUCCCAGCUGCAGGCUGGACGUGGAUGCUCAAUUCGUCCCGCAGCUGAGGGCCUGGGAGCCGGGACCCGGCACCUCUUCCCUCAGGCCCAGGGCCUCUGCCCCCUCAGAGCCAGCAGUACAGACCCAACUCCUCCUCCCUCAGAACCGGGGCUUCUAGCCCCAUCCUCCCUCGAGGACUCUUCCUCUUCCGUCUGUCCUGCGUGCAUCUCCAAGGCAGGCCUUGUCUGUCUUGUCUUGUCUUCCAUCUGUCUCCAAGGCAGGCCUUGUUUCCCGGAGCGCGUUUCCGCAUGUGGAGGGGGGGGGGACAUACCUCAUCACAGACUUCUGUCGGGGUCGGGGACCCCCACAGGCCAAGGAUCAGGUCAGGGCUUCCCAGAUCCAACACCAUGGAAGCCUCCCCCCCAGCCCUCCCAUUUCCUUGGGCUCUGGGCAGCCCACGGGGAGUCACCACACACACACACACACACACACACACAGACACACGCACGCAUGCACACACAUGCACGCGCUCCUAGCUGCAGAUGUGCACACGUACCGUGGUCUCCCCAGAGGAUGGCUUCUUCCCACCUCCAGGCCUCCAGAUAUUGGACCCCCUGGGGGCCUUUGCAGCUUGUCAGGGCCACGUGGGUCCUGUGUGUCCCUGGCGUCCAGCCCAGGGUCAGCCGUGGGGACCUGCUUCCUUUCGGGAAUCUGUCCAACGUGUCUGCAUUUAAAAAUGUGAGCUCACUGAACACAGCGUGGACCGUGGGGCAGAUAAAGGUGUUGGUGGGAGCCGCGGUGACUGGGGAAGAGUCUGGUGUUUGCUGACAGUUGAUGUCUUCAUUGGGACAAAGGCACCAUGGGCAGUGUGAGAAGUUAGUCCAGUGGGGAGCGGGGGAGGGGAUGGGGCGCUCAAUGCAGCUGCCCUAUAAAUGAAAAACGAUGCUGAAAUAAAUAGUUU
Phacochoerus africanus (Common warthog) is the source of this 2434-nucleotide messenger RNA. RefSeq names its product serine/threonine-protein kinase SBK2-like. The record is from RefSeq and is a predicted model, not a curated record. The transcript is spliced from 4 exons. Lineage: Eukaryota; Metazoa; Chordata; Mammalia; Artiodactyla; Suidae. Gene Ontology annotation, biological process: peptidyl-threonine phosphorylation; peptidyl-serine phosphorylation. The coding region runs from base 288 to 1541 and encodes 417 amino acids. Gene Ontology annotation, molecular function: protein serine/threonine kinase activity; ATP binding.